AUGAUCUGCCGCAGCGUCCUCCUCGCGGUCGUGUCCUGCGCGUUCGCCCUGGCGCACGUUGCGUCGGCUGCGUCCGACCUGCCCGUGAUCUUCUUCCACGGAGUCUUCAGCACCUACGAGGCCGGUGACAAUUUCGUGGCCAACCUGACUGCUGAAGGCCGCACGGUGGUGUCGCUCUCGUUCUGCGAUGGCUCGUGCUCUACCGAGUCGCUUCUGACCCAGGUCCCCAAGGCUGUGGAGACUGUCCGCGAGCUGGUGGCGAACAACUCGGCGUUCGACGAUGGCUACAUCUUCAUCGCCCACUCGCAGGGCGGCCCCAUUGCUCGUGCGGUGAUCGAGGAGAUGGACGACCACAAGGUCAAGCGCUUCAUCAGUCUCGCUGGUCUCCAGAACGGCCAGUUCAUCGGCCCCGACAAGGUUGAAGUCUCCAUCGCCAACAAUGCUGUGUUCCUGACCAUGCUGGUGCCUGAGACCAUGUUCAACUACAGCGCCUACGGCCCUGAGGACUACUACGGCAAGAUGCAGAAGGACUACGUCAUCUACACCAUCGAGAACCCCGACGCGCAGUACACGUACUCGCAGUUCAACGUCAACCGCUGGCCGCAGUUCGGCAGCUUCUCCACCGCCAACUUCUUCCUGCCCGUGUACAACAACGUCAACCACUGCCUGCCCGGUAACGACCAGUGCAUCUACGACCAGCACCGCCGCAAGGCCAACUUCCUCAAGCUGGAGGAGGCCCACUUCUUCGCCUCGCCUGCGGAUGAUGUUAUCAUGCCGUGGCAGAGUUGCAUCUUUGGCCGCUACUCGGAGGUGGACACGAUCGAGGAGAUCGAGACCAAGUACAACAACUUGACGGUGGUGGACAUGAAGGACACGCUCGAGUACACGUCGGACACCUUCGGCUUGCAGACCCUGGAGAAGCGUGGUGGUCUCUUCCUCCACGAAAUCGCGAACGUCACGCACGGAUGCUGGGCGGUUGAUGACAACGACACUGGCUGCUCGUGGGCUUCUGUGUACGACCAGUACAUCUACCCUACUCUUGUGUAA
Messenger RNA from Phytophthora sojae, 1047 nucleotides. RefSeq lists its product as hypothetical. The record is from RefSeq and is a predicted model, not a curated record. Gene Ontology annotation, cellular component: lysosome. NCBI's taxonomy places the organism in Eukaryota, Oomycota, Peronosporomycetes, Peronosporales, Peronosporaceae. The coding region runs from base 1 to 1047 and encodes 348 amino acids. The transcript has a single exon. Gene Ontology annotation, molecular function: thiolester hydrolase activity.